GGGAUCUCUAGUACUCGCAUCUGCCAUCUCUCUUGACGUUUCUCUCAAUACUACAUAACUUAAAUAAAACCCACCCUCGAUGCUAAUUAAUCAAAACGAUAAUUGUAUCGAUGUGAAUUGACAUCAGGCAGUUUAUUAGUUCGAAGAGGCAUCAAGCAACGUCAUCUCAAAUAGCUCUGUGAAAGUUGACGGAUUAAUACGUCUUAUUUUAUCGUCCGGAAUUAUCAAUAUGCCACUGCUGUACAGUGUCGUUGCACGUGGCCCCACAGUACUGGCCAAGUAUGCCUCGUGCUCGGGGAACUUCGAGGAAGUGACUGAGCAAAUUCUGUCGAAAAUACCACCCCAAGAUGACAAACUCACGUACUCCCAAGGACCUUACCUCUUUCACUACAUCUGUGAGGACAGGAUUAUCUACAUGUGCAUUUCAGACGAUGACUUUCAACGAUCGCGAGCUUUUUUGUUUCUGAACGAGAUCAAGAGGAGAUUUCAAGCUAGCUAUGGACCUGGUGCACAGGCUGCCCUGGCCUACGCCAUGAACACUGAAUUCUCAAGAGUAUUAGCCAAUGAAAUGAGACACUACAGCGAAUCAAAGGACAUCGACACUCUGUCAAAAGUACACGGAGAAUUGGAUGAAUUGAAAGACAUCAUGGUCAGGAAUAUUGAUAACAUCGCAAUGAGAGGAGAACGAUUGGAGUUGCUUGUUAAUAAGACUGAAAAUUUGACUGCCAGUUCUGUAACAUUCAGAAAGACCAGCAGGAACUUGGCAAGAUCUCUGUUCUGGAAAAACAUAAAAAUCUACGCAAUCGUUGGUGCUGUUCUAAUAGUCGUCGUCUACUUCAUCGUUUCCAUGUUCUGUGGGGGUCUGGCCUGGCAAAAAUGCGUUGGAAACUGAUAAGAAUGGAGAAAAAUUCCAUCAAAACGGGGAAAAUUGGGAGAGACAACAUUUGUGAUACAGCUAUUGGAUAUAUUCAGUGCUCCAGACGUUUAUUAACUCAUAAGGACUGUAUAUAUUGUAUACGUACUCAUUAUCGCAUCAUUUAACCGACAUUAUUAACGAUCCAGUAGAUAUGACAAUUUGAUAACACGUCCAGAUGAUAAUAAUUAUGUGUAACACUUGUGUUUUGAAGGCUCAACAUUUGCCUGACAUUUAUUAUUCUUUGGGGAGGUGCAGAAUUAUUGGAAUGUAAUGGCUAGAGGUGAAAAGUUAUGUAUUUUUAAUUAUUGUGAAAUAAAAAAGAUGGUCAAAA
Messenger RNA from Diachasma alloeum, 1247 nucleotides. It is a transcript of the gene Vamp7, whose product is annotated as vesicle-associated membrane protein 7. The coding region runs from base 230 to 892 and encodes 220 amino acids. Gene Ontology annotation, biological process: exocytosis; vesicle fusion. Gene Ontology annotation, molecular function: SNARE binding; SNAP receptor activity. The transcript has 5 exons. NCBI's taxonomy places the organism in Eukaryota, Metazoa, Arthropoda, Insecta, Hymenoptera, Braconidae. Gene Ontology annotation, cellular component: SNARE complex; membrane. The record is from RefSeq and is a predicted model, not a curated record.